Messenger RNA from Gadus macrocephalus (Pacific cod), 1716 nucleotides. RefSeq names its product toll-like receptor 8. NCBI's taxonomy places the organism in Eukaryota, Metazoa, Chordata, Actinopteri, Gadiformes, Gadidae. Bases 336 to 1034 code for a protein of 232 amino acids. The record is from RefSeq and is a predicted model, not a curated record. The transcript is spliced from 2 exons. Gene Ontology annotation, biological process: toll-like receptor signaling pathway; positive regulation of interleukin-6 production; canonical NF-kappaB signal transduction. Gene Ontology annotation, cellular component: plasma membrane. Gene Ontology annotation, molecular function: pattern recognition receptor activity.
UCUAAGUUACAAUGCUAUGACUUAUGUACGAAGUGUUACCACCCAUACUUUAAUAACUCUGUAUCUGGCUCAUAAUCAAAUUGCACAACUGUCAAAUUGAUUUUUAGAGGGCGCCGUACAACAUAGAACCCUCUUGCUGAAUUACAACAGGCUGACUGUUAUCAACCAGACUACCUUCUAAACAAAACCUUAAAAAGUUGUCCCUACAUGGGAACCCAUUUCAAUGCUCAUGUGAUGCACUGGAUUUUAUUAUUUGGAUUGAAAACAACAAUGUCAUCAUCCCAAGCCUGACCACGGAUGUCUAAUGUUUCGUAUCCUACGGCCAUCCUCAGGUGAUGAUUUAUUUUGAUUUUGACCAGUGUGUCAACGACACUCUGGCACGACUAAUCUCCAUUCUCACAACUACCUUCAUCGUUGUCACGACGUCGAUGGCAACGGUGGCACACAUCUUCUACUGGGACGCCUCCUACGUCCUGCAUUACCUGAAGGCAGAAUGGAAGGGCUAUCGUUCUUCGGCCUCACAAGACAACGUGUACGACGUCUUCGUGACACAUGACACCAAAGACCCCUGGGUCUCGGAGUGGGUGCUGGAGACGCUGAGGGUGAAGCUGGAGGUCGAGGGGGAGAAGGCGUUCCCCUUGUGUCUGGAGGAGCGGGACUGGCCCCUCGGCGUCCCGGUAAUUGACAACCUCACCCAGAGCAUUCGCUACAGCCGCAAGACCCUUUUUGUGCUGACCAAGGCGUACGCCAAGACGGGGGUGUUCCGCUUGGCCAUGUACCUGGCCCACCAGUGGCUGCUGGAUGAGAACCUGGACGUGAUCGUGGUGCUGAUGUUGGAGCCGGUGCUGCAGAACAAUCCCUUCCUGCGUCUGAGGAGGAGGCUGUGUGGGGAGAGUGUUGUGGAGUGGCCCAGGACUGCGGCCGCUGAGCCCUGGUUUUGGCAGAACCUCAGGAAUGUAGUCAGGGUGGACAACCAGACAAUGUAUACCAGCACUUACUCUCAGUACUUCACCUGCAGCCGGGAGAGAGACUGAAGCUGCAGCUUGGACGUUUUCCUCUUUUUCUGAAUUACUUUUAUGUUUAGUUACUUAAAUGUACUUGUCGUUGUUGUAGGCUAUUUUUGCAGUUAUCUUUGUCAAGUGAUGCUUUUGAACUGAUGUUCUUUAUGGGUUGAAUGCUAUGAUAAUGUGUGUUAAUAAUGAAACACUUUUAACAGCCUAGUUUUAGGUCAUGACUAAUCUAUGUACCCUAAAAAGGGAAGCAAAAGAAGCUUUCUUCCGCAAUUUGUUGAUGAUUCUAUUUCGAGGAAGAUGCUGCAGUCUGAUUUAGUGUGUUCACUUCAUCCACAAGAGAAUACAGCUCUUAUCCAGUGCUAUUGAAUUGACAUUUAACGACUUUUUACAAAUUAUAUCUUGCGGGUCCACCACAUUCAAAAUGAAUACGCCCAUCUACUGGUCUUUCCUUGUCGGUCGACUACUUCUGUUUUUACAUCAAUUGAGUCAUACUGCCAUGUUCCAACACAGUACAAAUUGGAUGUCCCGGCAGUUUCCAUGUGAUGUCAGUGGACUAGUGUUUCAUUGUGAAGCAAAAAAACUUCAACAAGUACCUGACGGGAUAACCAGCAAUGCCACCGUAGUUAAUUUGUCAAAAAACAAUCUUCAGCAAAUACCAGGGAAUGCGUUUUCUCAUCUGGAAAAUCUCACUGAACUUAAUCUU